This is a messenger RNA of Portunus trituberculatus (swimming crab), 822 nucleotides long. RefSeq lists its product as uncharacterized. The record is from RefSeq and is a predicted model, not a curated record. Gene Ontology annotation, molecular function: RNA-DNA hybrid ribonuclease activity; nucleic acid binding. Lineage: Eukaryota; Metazoa; Arthropoda; Malacostraca; Decapoda; Portunidae. Bases 1 to 822 code for a protein of 273 amino acids. The transcript has a single exon.
AUGGUCCAAAGCCGGCUGCCCAGUGCAGGGCACUGGUACCACACCCACUUCCAUAUCUACACCGACGGCUCCCGCCUCACUAACCCUCCAUCCGUCGGUGCAGCCAUUUACAUCCCCUCCAGGUCCCUUGCCACUGCAUGGCAGUUACCGGCCACUGCCUCCAUCACCAGAGCAGAACUGUUUGCCAUUAAAGAUGGCCUUCAAUUUGCCACUACCCUUGCUGCCCCUUGCUCAAUAGCUCUCUUUUCCGACUCUCUCUCUGCCCUCCAGAUCGUAAAAUCCCAUCGCCCACACUCCCACCACAAUGUCAGCCUUAUCAUUCACCACCUCAUCUUCCACCUGAUCUCCCUGGGACACACCAUCCACCUUCAGUGGGUGCCCUUUUAUGUCGGUGUCAUGGGAAACACAGUGGUCGACAGGGCAGCAGCACAGGCACACACCCACCCCUCCCUUAUUGACUUAGCUACUGACCAGACAGACUUCCUCACUGACCUCAAGACAGCCUGCAGGCGACACUGGGACACAACAAUGACUGACGCUUUACAACAUACCUCACUGGGACACAUUAGACAGGACACAAGACACCACUGGUGGACCUAUUCCCCCAACCAGGCACUGGACACAGCAGUCACUAGACUGAGGAUUGGCCUCAAUGCCCACCUGCACAGGCUAGGCAUGACCAACUCUCCCCACUGCCCCUGGUGCUCUACACAGCCUGACACCCCAGAACACCUGCUCCUGCACUGCCCUCGUCACCACUCACACCGUGUGGCCCUCCUCCACUCACUCUGCUAUCUACCCACACAGACCAACAAUGACUGA